Pteropus alecto (black flying fox) is the source of this 2042-nucleotide messenger RNA. RefSeq names its product catechol O-methyltransferase. The record is from RefSeq and is a predicted model, not a curated record. Lineage: Eukaryota; Metazoa; Chordata; Mammalia; Chiroptera; Pteropodidae. Gene Ontology annotation, molecular function: protein binding; O-methyltransferase activity.
UUUAUGCUUAAACAAAUACAAACUAUCAACUGCAUAGCUUUUAAAAGAAAUUCCAUUUUAAGAACAUUCAUGAAUUUCAUUGUCUCUGCAUUCAAACUAUUUGUUUCUUUGAAUCAAAUGAUGAGAAUGACAUAUCCUAAGGUUUCCCUUUUUGCUUUGGUUGACAGGAAUUUCAGAGUUAAAUAUAAGCCUAGUUUCCUAAUUCCCUGGUACUCUCUCUCUCUCCCUUUAAUCUGGCAUUUAAUCUUUCUCUUCCAUGUCUGUAUUUUCUACAUCUGCACUGUAUAGUAUAAUAGCUUCUAGUCACAUCUGGCUAUUGAGCACUUGACAGGUAUAGCUCGUCCAAAUUGGGAUGUGCUAUAAGUGUAAAAUAUUUCAAUUUUUAAUAUUGAUUAUAUGUUGAAUGACAUUUUGGAUAUAUUGGGUUAAAUAAAAUAUAUUAUUAAACUUUGCUGUUUCUUAUGACUUUUCUUUUUACUACUAGAAAAAUUUAAAUUACAUAUGUGAAAAAAUUACAUGACUUGCAUUUGUGACAUUCAUUAUAUUUCUGUUGGACAUUUCUGUUCUAUAAUUAUCCUGUUUUGAGUGUUAUUGUAAACUACCUAAAAUAUCUUUGGAAAGCAAGUGAAGUAGAAAAUGCAAAGGAGGUAAUGGCAGUGGAUAGAGUGAGAAAGGGGAGGUUGAUUGGGACAUAUACUUCUUCUUGUCAGUCCAUUUGUCUUUUAUUCUUUGAGUUACAUACAUAACCCCUCGGUAGAGUGUGUUUUCAGCUGUUCUUCUCAGGUGAGUAGUGUUCUCAUGGCUCUGCCUAGUCUCUUGGAAAAGUUGUUUUACUUGAGCCAACAAAUUGGAAAGGAUCUGAUGGGACAAUUCACACCACACUGCAAAUGACUGAUAACAUUGUGUUCACCCCUCUCAGGGGUAUUUCCAUUUUAACAGGGAACAAUCCCUGAACCCAAAGGAAUGAAUCCCUAAUGGUGGAGUUUCAGGCAUCAGUGACAGGCUGAACCCGGACUCCCAGGGCCCACGCUUACACCUGACAAAUGAUGGCCUGAGCUAUGAGCAAACAGGACUACAUGAACACUUCGGUGCAAGAACCCCCUCUUGACUACUCCUUCCGAAGCAUCCACGUGAUUCAAGAUCUGAUCAGCGAGGAGCCAAGGACAGGGCUACGACCACUGAAGCACUCAAAGUCAGGGAAGUCACUGACCCAGUCCCUGUGGCUAAACAACAAUGUCCUCAAUGAGCUGAGAGACUUCAACCAGGUGAUUUCAAAACUGCUGGAGCACCCGGAGAACCUGGCCUGGAUCGACCUGUCUUUCAAUGACCUGACUUCCAUUGACCCUGUCCUGGCAACUUUAUUCAAUCUAAGUGUCCUCUACCUCCAUGGCAAUAGCAUCCAGCGCCUGGGAGAGGUAAAUAAGCUGGCUGUCCUCCCUCGGCUCCGGAGCCUGACACUCCAUGGUAACCCCAUAGAGGAAGAGAAGGGGUAUAGGUCAGAUCCUGAUACGGCUGGUGGAAGAAAAGGCCCCUACUUGUGUGCUGGGCUGGGCACCUACUGCGGGUACUCCACACUGCUUAUUGCCCGUGCCCUGCCCCCUGGGGGUCGCCUUGUCACCGUAGAGCGGGACCCAUGCACUGCAGAGGUGGCUGAAAAACUCAUUCGCCUGGCUGGCUUCGAUGAGCGCACGGUGGAACUCAUCGUGGGUAGCUCAGAGGAGGUGAUCCCACGUCUGCGAACCAAGUACCAGCUGAGCCGAGUAGACUUGGUGCUUCUGGCACACCGGCCCCGAUGUUACCUGCGGGACCUGCAGCUGCUGGAAGCCCAUGCCCUGCUGCCAGCUGGUGCCACUGUGUUGGCUGACCGUGUGCUCUUCCCUGGUGCACCCCGCUUCCUGCAGUAUGCCAAGAGCUGUGGCCGCUACCGCUGCCGCCUCCACCAUACUGGCCUCCCUGACUUCCCUGCCAUCAAGGAUAGCAUAGCCCAGCUCACCUACGCAGGGCCUGGAUGAGGUCCAGACCCAGGGGUGUUUACAGCUGCC